Molecule: messenger RNA, 3810 nt
Organism: Grammomys surdaster
Lineage: Eukaryota; Metazoa; Chordata; Mammalia; Rodentia; Muridae
Gene: Gid8
Product: GID complex subunit 8 homolog
Exons: 6
Coding region: 167-940 (257 amino acids)
Biological process (GO): proteasome-mediated ubiquitin-dependent protein catabolic process; positive regulation of canonical Wnt signaling pathway
Cellular component (GO): cytoplasm; nucleus
Molecular function (GO): protein binding
Source: RefSeq, a predicted model, not a curated record
UACCUCUGCUUCGCGCCCCGCCCCCGCCUCCGCCGCUGCCUCCGCCUCCGCCUCCUCCUCUAUCUCCCGCCGUCUCUGCCGCCCCUCCCCGGCCCCGGGAGCGGCCGCGGAGCCGCCACCCAGACCCUGUCGCACGGGAGGCGGGAUCCGCACGAAAUAAAUCAUAAUGAGUUAUGCAGAAAAGCCCGAUGAAAUAACCAAAGAUGAAUGGAUGGAAAAGCUCAAUAACUUACAUGUUCAACGAGCAGACAUGAACCGACUCAUCAUGAACUACCUAGUCACAGUGAAGAUAGUUUUCUUUUCAGAGGGCUUUAAGGAAGCAGCAGAGAAAUUUCGGAUGGAGUCUGGGAUUGAACCAAGUGUGGACCUAGAAACACUUGAUGAGCGAAUCAAGAUUCGGGAGAUGAUUCUGAAGGGUCAGAUCCAGGAGGCCAUUGCCUUGAUAAACAGCCUCCACCCAGAGCUCCUAGACACAAACCGGUAUCUUUACUUCCACCUUCAGCAACAACACUUGAUUGAGCUUAUCCGUCAGCGUGAGACAGAAGCAGCAUUGGAAUUUGCCCAGACGCAACUGGCAGAGCAGGGUGAAGAAAGCAGAGAAUGCCUCACAGAAAUGGAGCGUACAUUGGCCUUGCUGGCCUUCGAUAGCCCUGAGGAGUCGCCUUUUGGAGACCUCCUCCACAUGAUGCAGAGGCAAAAGGUGUGGAGUGAAGUUAACCAGGCUGUUCUGGAUUAUGAGAAUCGAGAGUCCACACCCAAGCUGGCAAAAUUACUGAAACUGCUACUUUGGGCUCAGAAUGAGCUAGACCAGAAGAAAGUAAAAUAUCCCAAAAUGACAGACCUCAGCAAAGGAUUCUGUUGUUGUUGGGAUGGAAUGAAGUGUCUUCCAGCUCUCUGCUUCUACUGCAGAGGGCAGGUGCUUUGGCAGUAUUCACCUUAGGAUCACGUUAGUGACAGACUCAAGGAUGAAGUUGUUGCUGUCGUUAUGACCCUCUACUGCUCUUCUGGUCUGUGAGUAAGGAGUGAGCAGACCUCUCCUUACCUCCUGGACAGGCUGCUUUCAACAUCAUCGUGAGAUGUAGCUUUCCAUCUGGUUUAAGGAUAAGAAUAAGGUAGAGGAGUUUCUGGAGAGAUGGGUGUUUGGUUAAGAAGACAUGAUGAAUAAUCAUGAAGACUGGAGUCCAGCACCCACAUAAGUCAGGCAUCCCCCAAAUUCCUGUAACUUCAGUUCCAAGGAAUCUGAUGUCUUCUUUGGCCUCUACAUACACAUAGGCAGGCAGGCAGGCAAGCACUGGUAUACACACACACAGUACUUUUUUAAAGGCAGAGAGAAAGGAAGUUUUAAUUUUCAGGUAGCUAAUAGAUUAAAUGAAGCAGAAGUUGGGGGGGUUAUCAAUAAAGAUACAGUGUUUGUUUUAAAGCACCAUAUAAAGCCAGGUGUGGCUCUUGCCUGUCAUUCACGAGGAAAGGUUUUUCCAGUCCAGCCUAGGCUAUAUCAUGUAUAAGAUCUUAAAACAAACAAAAAAAAAAGCACCAAAUAGCCAGCAUAUUUGUAUCUUUUAUUAAUAUAUACGUGUGUGUGUGUGUGUGUGUGUGUGUGUGUGUGUGUGUGUAUGAUCACUUGUAUAGCUAAUCAGUUUGACAUGUUCUUAAAAUUAGAGGGCAUGAGAUGUGUAGUAAAGGGAGGUCUUCUAUGUGGGGAUUAUCCACAGGAGGCUUGUUGCAUGUGGGAGGUCCUCUCUGUAGGGACUAUCCACAAAUACACAGGAGGCUUGUUGCAUGCAUAAAAUGUUCAGUGGCUAUAAGACAAGCAGUUGACAACUUACUAACACUUCAGUCAGUAGCCUAGUCAGCCAGUGCCACAGAGGACAGUGACUCUGGAGAAUGUCAAAUAGAACUGCUUGCUUAUCCUCGAUCUGUUAGUGCCUAGAAACCCCCUUCCAAGGAUUUCCAUGUAGACUUUUCCUGUUGCAGCAAAGUAGCUUUAUUUCCUUUUGCACCUUUUGGUGGAAAGUGCCUUGAAAUAAAUGAGACAAGACUAUUCUGGUGCUCUGCUCCGACAUCGUAGAGCUGCGCAGGGAGUGACCAAGUUUGACGUUGUCUAAAGCGUGGUAAUUAUUGCAUACUAAAGAUGAGAAUUUGUUUUGUCACUUGAAUUAUGGUUUGAGUUUGGCGUUUGAGACACCCCCCCAUAGUGUAUGUAGUUGAAGACUUUGUAUAGUGACUUUGAGGUGGGGCCUGUGGACCUGAGGUGGGCAGUAUGUUGUCUUUAUUUUCUUUUGUGCUAUUAGUUCUAGAGAGGAGAAACCAAGAGAGUCCUUCCAGGAUUCUUACAUGUUCCAUGAUAAAGGCACUGAUGUGAUCAAGAGAAUGAAGUGGGAUUCCCUUCCAGGUUAUUGCUCUCCAAUCUCAGAACAAAUAAAAGAUCAAAUUCCAAAUGUCAGGUUAACAGAACAGUGUGUCUACACCCCUGCGUUUCAACAUGCUGAAUUGUAUACAGGGGACACCAUGCAGGGGUACAGCCUGCUCACCAGCCUUCGCUCACUGCUGCUCUGUUGACAUGUAUUGUUCUGACACCAUGCAUAUUUUUUUUGUUUCACAAGCGUUGCUUUUUUCAGAUGCUUAAUUAAGCUGCAUUACCAGCAGGGCAUGCAGAGUCUGUAUGGAUCCUUAGUUCGCUGGAGUACUCAUGUGCAUACGUCAUUGUAACUCUUCAUUCGGGAGCAUUUAUGCCCCUGCCACAUACAUCUGAGAAGUACAGAUCGGGUAGCUUCUGGUGCCUGCUGUGAAUUUGUUAGUAAAACUUUUCAUGUUUUUCUCAGAAUGGUUGUCUGAAGCUCUUUUCCCGUUCCUUCCCUGAAGAAGUACCUACACACACAAGAGAAGAGAAUCUCCGACCACGCUUGUCAGGGUGUUAGAGCUGGAAGCCUGAGGACAUGUAACUGCAUGCUGGCUGUGCUCUGUUCUCAUUCCACAGUGCUAUAGCAUAGCCAGUCCACCCAGCUGACAGCUGCAGCCUUCCUGGGGCCCAGGAUGUGAUGACUGGGGGAGCCUGUGCAGUAUGCAGUGGCUCCCACGCUGGACAUCUCCAUUGGACAUCAUUUUCUCAGGCAGGUCUGAGGGAAAUGCAGUGAGACAAGCCUCCAGGGGAACCAAGCAGCACACUACAGAGGCGUGUGUGCUGCACUAUGUGGUGGGUUGUGACUGCACACAGGAAGGGCCUUGUCACCCCUGAGCCCUGUGGCAGUGCCAUGUCAUGGCACUGUUUACCACUGCUGACUCUUCCUCACUCCGAGAGGGCAAUGCUAAAUGUUCCAGUGGUAGAGACCUCUGCUGUGCUUGAAUGUGAGCUCUUGUAUGUUAAGUUUGCGAAGCUUGAGGUACCAUCUGCCUAUCAUGAAAGAAGAAAGAAUUUUAAUGGCCCCAGAUGUUACUACCUAUUGCAGACUCUAACACACUUCUAUGCACUGGGUGAUACGCCCUGAGAUAGUCUACCUGUUCUGGAAGCCAAGAAUGUCUAUAGUGGUAUAAAGCCUGGACAGUAAACCUAUCAGUGAGGUUACACGUGAAUCUGGUGAACUGGUGGGGCAGGAAUGUGGUGUCAUCAUGGCAGGUAUGACUAUGGUAUUCUGCUGUGCCUGUAGCUCAUCCAAUCCUCCUAGAUCCAUGCCAGGUUAAGGUCCAGUAUGAUACUAAUACAGAAGAAAACUACAGAACUGCUUGUGCCCUACUGUAACCAAGUGGUGUGACUACUGGAUGCUUUCUGCCUGUGACUGUUUUUUUAAAGAUUUAAAAAAAAAAUUGUGUGUA